CUGAGCCGUUCUGCCGCUCCAAUUGGUGUGCUUCUCUGCAUGCUCGCACGUUCACACGAGACGCCAGAGGUUGACAGCCGCUAACGGCCGCUGUUUCCUCGCAGAUCACCUGGGGACGCCCAUGAGGCGAUGAAACUGAAGGGAACACUGCGAGAUGGUGUACUUGUGAACCUUGUACGUACGAGGUGAACGGCUGUGCCCUGCUCUGAUAUAGCGCCGCAGGACGGUGCAGCCUCCUCCGCGUGUUUCCAUUCGCUCUGAAAGAUGUCGCGCAUUACAGGAGAUGAUCUUCCGCCUGAGAUACUGUCGCGUAUUCUCGAUAGUGUCAUGCCAGUCGAUAUCAGCCGGAACUUGGCCGAACGUCGCCGGUCAAAACACAAGCUCGUCGGAUCCAGCCUCGUAUGCAAGCACUGGUCCGAAGCCAUCAGACCUAUCCUCUUCCAAAUACUCCAGUUGCGCAGCGCCGAAGACGUACGGUUCCUCAAGAACAUCGUCAUCAGUCCCACUUUCGCGACCUCAUCUCUGUCCAAGGCCAUUCGGCAGAUAGAUAUCUACCAAGAAGCUACAGAGGCGAAAUCUUGGCUUCACCAUGUCCACGGACUUUCAACCCGUCUCCGGGACACAAGAUUCCACUGUACCGUCGUGAGCCCUGCGGGCGAUACUGUAUCUGCACCCUGCCGUUGGGCCCCAUUUCAAUUGAUACCCAAUGUCACUCCAUCCUACGUCAGACUCUCAGACCUUACCCUCAAAGGCGUUGUAUUCACGAGCACAACCGAUCUUGCACGACUCGUCGACAGCUUUUCCACGCUCGAGUACUGCAACUGCAACCAACUCACCUUCCUUGACUCGUCGCCAGUUGUCCAGUCACGCAGAGCCCGUCGACGUCCUUCAUCGGCCCUCUGGAUGUGCGAUAUCUCGCGGUGUAAGGAUAUGGCGGUCUCUGACCAAGCGGCGCUAGCUGUUGACAUCCUUGCGGUUGGUCCAAGUCGUCGCAUGGGCGUUGACGACCGCGCAUGGGAUGCGACUCUUCAAGCGUUGUUUGCAUUGGUACCAAACACAUUCGAAGCGGCGCGUGUGUCGCUUCAUGAUUGGAACGGCAGUAUGUUUGGCACGGCGAUAAUCUCGGGCCAUUCAUGUAAUCAAGAUGGGUCUCUGGGCGAUUAUCUCAGAGCCAAAAUUAGAGUUUGCCAACCGAGUGUGGGCCAGGAUGCGGGAUCUCCAUUCGCGCAUGUCGAGAGCAUCGCUCUCCAACUCUCAUUCGAGGAUGUCGAAGCCGUGGAUGCCCUUGAUUGGGACGCCUUGCGAGCCGUCGUUGAUUCCCCGCCCAUGCACUACCUUCGUAUCCACUAUUUCGAGCAACAAAACAAAGAUUUCGAGGCAGCAAAGAGAAUCCUGUGCUCUGUGCUGCGCCGCACGCAGCUGACCUGGGCUCUCGAGUCGGGUAAACUGCAGUUCGGGCAGUUCUUUGGUGAUCCCGCCACGAGUGCAGAUAUCUCGUCAGUACCAGCGGAACACACCAUCGACGGCACCACAAUCACCCUUGACAUUGCCGAACAAGCCGAGUGGUUGCUGAACCCUGUCCGGCGGUACCUAGAUAACAUUACAAGAGAGGAAUACCUACGACGGCUCGUAGCUGCGCGCGUGAGCGGAACAUCCGCAGACACGGGCUCAGAGGCCGCGCCACCUACCGCAGGUAGUACUCAGCACACGGCGCUCGAGCAAAUCCAUGAAGUGGCAGGCGACAGUGUGCAAGGAAUCGAAGUGCACGAGGGAGUGGGCGGUGAAGGCGAGGAAGACCUGGCAACGGAGACGUAGGGCGGGCGUGGAUAUCGAGCGGUAGCCGGGUGCGCUGUCGGGCGAGCGGACGAACUUUGGGGCAUAAAUGAGUCGUGGGCAGAAGCGUGACUCGCUGCAGGGAGCUUGAGAUGUCGUAUCGGAGCCGAGGAAGCAAGAGUUUCAGUGCGGCAGUACAGACAAGGGUCAUUGAGGAUGACGAGAAAGUGAAGGAGCGACGGGGGGAUGAAGAACCGUGACCCGGCGGAUAUUUUGGGCGGCCCUCCCUGGGUGCGGGCGAAGACGAUUUUCGGACGGUUGUACUGAGGCUGGACACUCGCGGCGCGAUUACUGCGAAUGCGCAGAUGAUUUUCUAAUAUUAGAACCUCCAAUCUGAUUUGUCAUUGCUAAGAGUCUUCUGUUCACACUUGAUCAGCGCUCAGACGUUGCAUAUAGUUCCAAUCUUCGACUGUUGCUCUCCAUGUUUCUACUCUCUCGGAGGGCAGCUACGCGUUUGCCGCUCAGUUUACCUUAUUGUACCUUGUCUUCCCUUAUCUAAUUGCUUGUCACCCUCUGUUGUUACUCUGUUCGUAGGUUGUAUGUAGUGGCGGAUUGAGAUUAAGAGAUGAAACUGGAUAAUAUUAUUUUU
This is a messenger RNA of Phanerochaete carnosa HHB-10118-sp, 2422 nucleotides long. RefSeq lists its product as uncharacterized. Bases 265 to 1815 code for a protein of 516 amino acids. The transcript has 5 exons. The record is from RefSeq and is a predicted model, not a curated record. Lineage: Eukaryota; Fungi; Basidiomycota; Agaricomycetes; Polyporales; Phanerochaetaceae.